AGUUAAAUUAACUGCAAUGAUAAUUGCAACUAUUUUCUUUCCCUCGGCGCAUUACAUGUGUGUUUCUAUUUUGUGAAAGUAAUGUAUUUUAAUGGAGGGGAGGAAUAAAAAUAGUGAAAGAAAAUUAUGCUCGAUUAAACGAGAUAGGCGAGUUUUCUCGGCGAAUCAUGACGGCUGAAUCGCGAGAGGUGUACUAACAACGCAGAGUGUACUCGACGCGAGACGCUAUCAUGCCUCUUUUUCAUGUGCGCGGACAGUAAAGUCUCGGAUUUGCGACGGUGAGUCGAGCACCCGAGGACGGAGGUCGGUGAGAGAAAUUCUCGCGCAGAAUGAAUGUCGUUCGGAUCAACUUGAAGAACGUGAUAUUCCUUUUUAUGGCGUUCCUGUCGACGUCUGUCCAGGAGGCUCGAAUGGACUAUGGCACUGCGACCAGCUAUGCUCUGAAGGAAGCGAACUUGAACUCCACUCCAGCUUACAGCAGCAAGAAGGAGGAAAUUGCUGGGCUGUGUCCAAGUGGGAUACCUUGUGUAGAAUUGAGUGGAGAAUGCCUGAAGUGUAAUUUAAAUUACAGCUGUAAAUAUGGAUCGAUGUAUGAAGCAAACUGCUCUGUGAUGGAGCAUGUAGAUUGUAUAGGAGAGCAGACUUUCUCCAAAAAGUACAUGUGUCGUUACUGUUAUCAAACUGACCACUGGGAGCAUCAGUGCCAUCAGAAAAAUUCCUGCAGCUCAGUAGCAUCUCCUCAGCAAUAUUACAGAACAAAUUGCACGGUAAAUGAUGACAUACUGUGUCUGGGCAGGCGGAAGUUUAUGAAAAACCUGCCUUGUAACUGGACAGUUGGAUAUCGUUGGUCCACAGCUUUGAUCUUGAGUAUUACUCUUGGAGGAUUUGGUGCAGACAGGUUUUACUUGGGACACUGGCAAGAAGGCAUUGGCAAACUUUUUAGUUUUGGUGGUUUAGGUGUGUGGACCUUAAUCGAUGUGAUAUUAAUCUCUAUGAGAUAUUUAGGUCCUGCUGAUGGCUCCUUGUAUAUUUAGAUUAAUAGAUAUUUUUGUAAAUAUUAAUAUAAAAUCUAAGUCUUACUUUAUAAUGUAUUAUAGUCCUUAUAGGAAGAUGUUAUAUUUGUUGAACUAGGUACAAAUUAAUGUGAUACAUGUACAUACAUAAAUAAGAACAAGCUGCUUUUAUAUUUAAAAAAAAAAUGGAAUUUACAUUUGUUGGGUAGACAAUAAUUGUCAAUAUAUUCAGAUAGAUUUAACGUUAUUUAACAAUUAACGUUUAAUAUAAUCUUGAAAUGAAGCUCUCAGAAAAUAAGGCAAAUAAAAAUGUUGAAGUUUUUUGUAGGACUUAUGCUGUAAAGAUAUUAUAUAAAAAGUAUAAUUUAUUUGUUAAUAAAUGUACAUAAAUUAUA
This is a messenger RNA of Solenopsis invicta (red fire ant), 1408 nucleotides long. It is a transcript of the gene amx, whose product is annotated as TM2 domain-containing protein almondex. NCBI's taxonomy places the organism in Eukaryota, Metazoa, Arthropoda, Insecta, Hymenoptera, Formicidae. The record is from RefSeq and is a predicted model, not a curated record. Bases 330 to 1034 code for a protein of 234 amino acids. The transcript has 6 exons.